CCCAUUUUAUUUAAACACCAAUGCUUGCAAUGCAUAAACAUAAAGCAGUCCUAUAUUGUUAUUUACAUCGGCUACCAAACAAUAACAGAAAGUACUAUAGUUGUCGGCUCACUGGCUCUCCGCCCCAUAAACGUCACAGCUGGCAAUUCCGUGACAGGCACCGGGCUGUCCCCGGUACCGGAGUACCAACAAGUGUUGAUGUGAGUUCAAGGGUAACAGCGGGACACAUCAGCAGCAUCACAUCUUCAUCCAAUUGGUUCAAACUCUUAAAGGUCAUUUCUCUCUUUAUCAGUGACGCAGCAGCUGCUACCAUGACAACGAUUCCAGAUGUGCAGUUUAAAUGAUGAUGCAGGUGUGGAAUACUGAAACAUGUGAUCACACCUGGAUUGUGAUGUGUUGUUCACCUAUUUAGAUAAUUAUCUGGACUAUUUAUCAUUUCUGUCACAUCUCCCUGACCGCACGCACGCGCACGCACGCCUUUUUGCUAUCCUUGUCAGCCUUGGCAACAAGGAAACAAGCUUCUCCCAUUGGCCUCCUCUUCAGUGUUCAUCUGGCUUCUAUUCGUCCUCCUCGCUGCCACUCAGGAGGGAAACAUACCCGGAGACUGCUGUUGCUGCUGCGGAUAAGAGAGCAGCAGGGCUGGGUAGGGUCUGGUCUGGUCUGGUCCAGAGUGCGCAGUGGAUGCUGAGGGAGGGAGAAAAAAACAAAAAACAUUGUUAUGAGUAUCUUAUUGACAUGCAUUUUCCACACUUUUAUGGAUGCAUGCUUUAUCAUCAACUCAAGCCCCUGCGUGUUUUGUGAUAUUGCAGUCUGAUGAGGCCAAUAAGAGGCGUUUACUGUUUUGCAGCAUCUCUAGCGUAUAGACAAAUUGUUGCACCAAAUGCAACCUUUUCUCCUUUCAGGUUCGUCAGCCCUCAUCUUUCAGUGCAGAUUUCUAAUCGCCCUUAAUCAUUAGUAAUUCUGCAGGGAAGCACCAUGCUGACCAGUAUCACUGAAGGGAUACUGUGCUGCCUGACUGGGAAGGCUGCCAGUCUGGUCUUGCCCCUGGAGACAUCAGAACCCUCUGAUGGUUUUGAGUUUGUGGAGGUGAAACCUGGGAGAGUCCUGCGAGUGCGGCACAUCAUCCCGGAGCGUCAGCCCGUAGUAACGGAAGAGCAAGUUGCAGGCAAGGAGAAGACGGAUGGCGAUGAUGAGGACGGCUCUCCUGAGGAUUAUAACAACAGCAGCGCCGGCAGCAGCGUCCACUGCAAGAGGAAGAUCACAGUCUACCGCAACGGCCAGCUGGUGAUCGAGAACCUCGGCGAUGUUCUGCACUCUGAGAUCCUGCAGUGUCAGGACGGGGAUCUGGAGCCUUGCAGCACCGUAGAGGUAGAGCUGGCAGACUACAAAGAGAUGCCCUCUUCUCCAGACCCCAACCCUGCUCCUCCUCCGGUUCCUCCACCCCAUGGGGAACAGAAACCCGCUCCACCUCCUCGCCGCCGCCGUCGCAAGCCCAAGCGCACGGUGCAAAUCGACUCGAAGAGGGUGAUCUCAAGCUGCAAAGGGACGCACUCGGACGUGGCCCUGUUCUUUGUGCACGGUGUGGGAGGUUCUCUGGACAUUUGGGGCAGCCAACUGGACUUCUUCUCUCGGCUGGGCUACGAGGUCAUUGCGCCCGACCUGGCGGGGCAUGGAGCCAGCACUGCCCCGCAGAUUGCAGCUGCUUAUACCUUUUAUGCUCUUGCAGAGGACCUUCGUGCCAUCUUUAAGAGAUAUGCUCGUAAACGCAACAUCCUCAUUGGACACUCAUAUGGAGUAUCAUUUUGCACCUUCCUGGCCCACGAAUAUCCUGAUCUGGUCCAUAAGGUGGUGAUGAUCAAUGGAGGGGGUCCCACAGCUCUGGAGCCCAGCCUGUGCUCCAUCUUCCAGCUGCCAUCUUGUGUCCUGCACUGUCUGUCGCCCUGUCUGGCCUGGAGCUUUCUCAAAGCUGGAUUUGCCCGUCAGGGUGCCAAAGAAAAGCAGCUGUUGAAGCAGGGCAAUGCCUUCAACGUGUCUCCGUUUGUCCUGCGAGCCAUGAUGAGUGGCCAGUACUGGCCUGAGGGGGAUGAGGUCUACCAUGCCGAGCUCACUGUGCCCAUCCUCCUGGUUCACGGCAUGUGUGACAAGUUCGUGCCCAUGGAUGAGGACCAGCGCAUGGCGGAGAUCCUUCUGUUUGCGUUCCUGAAAGUCAUCGAAGAGGGAAGUCACAUGGUCAUGAUGGAGUGCCCCGACACCGUCAACACCCUCCUCCACGAGUUCUUUCUAUGGGAGCCGGACAUGUCCAGAAAAAACAGCAGCAAGACAGACACAGCACUCAGUGACUCUCUCCACACAGUGAAAAUCAAUAAGCCUGUGGACAAAUAACCAACGAGGAGACUAGUUUUAUAAGCAGAAGGCCUUUUGUGGCAUGUGUUCUUAAGGCUGCUCCUAGGCUGAGAGCUGUUAUAAACAGGGCCAAAUCUUAAGGAUGCGGACGGCCACUGGUGCUCCAAGAUAAAGCAGGACUUAGGCAUGGCGCCGACCAGAGAACGAUGGAACGAACAUAGAGAUGAGGGGAAUGGAUGCAAAUACGCACAGUCAGUUUCUGCUUUGCUUUUUGAUACCAGUUUGUGCUCCAUCGCGUCAUGUUUGCAAAACGACACCUGGAGUACUGUGCCCAUUCGUGAUUUGUCUGUGAAAUGUAUCCGGCGAAGAACUGACUACAACAACAUGCAACAAGCAUUAAAUCCAUGAAAUGGUGUGUGAAUUCCCUCACUUUAAAUAUUCUGUAAAGUACUGCAGAGCUUCUGUUAUACCUUUACAAAGUGGUUAUUAAUCUUGCACCUGCUUUUAGUAGGCAACUGGCAAAAUGAUAUGUAGCGAAUUGAGGAAUUACAUGUCUGAUUUGCCAGUAUGAUGGGGAAGGACAGCUUAUAAAAAAACUCAAGUGUUGAUAAUAACAGUUUAUUAUCAAAUACUGACCGGAUAGUAUUGGGACAUGGGUUAAAGAUAUUAAAUAUAUACCGAUGUACGUGCAAAAUGUAACUAAUAAGUGCACCAAAAGCAUACAUAAAUGAUUACAUCAUGCCAUAACCACAUCCAUACAAUGUGCAGUGUGCGCCAUCUCAAACAUGAAGACUCACAAUCACAGCUAUUGUCAAUAAAAUUGGCUCAUCUAUUUCCAAACUACAGCAAUAUAUUUUCCAUAUAUUGAACUCUAAUAUAAAAUCCAAAAAGUUAUAUGUGCGUCCAUGUUAAGUGCAAUGUAACCAACUCAUCAAUUCAUAGUUGCAUGAAAUUUAAGUAAUAUUCAGCAAGAGAUUUACAUGAGCUGGUUGCAAAGACAGAUGUAAACAAACAUGGAUGCUAAAGGGUUCUCCUCCUUUAUUGCAAUAGUAUAUAAUAUCCUAAGGAUACAAAGUACCGAGGCCCUGCAUGAGUUCAGAAUAUGAAAGAGGGUUGUGUCAGACAGUUGCAAUAUAUUCUCAUAUUGAAAAAUUCCCUGUGCACUUCUCUCUAAUCAAAUGAGUGUUCCUUUUAAUGUGUAAGUAUUAUUGUUGCCUUUAUUUUGAAAUAACAGCUACUGCCAUAUAGAAUAUUGUGGUUGUAUUGACCGCUUUAAGCUGCUGAGUGUGUUCUCUUACUACUCUCAAGUCUAUCAUAUUUAUAUAUUAUAUAGUGUCAGAUAGAAAGAAUGAGCUAAACAUUAUGCUCACUGAAAGACAUUCAUUCACGGGUGCUGCUUUGUCUCAUAGUGGGACAGUAAGGAGCGAGUAAAAAGCACAGUCUAAUAUGCUCCCUGACAGUGCAUAUCCGUUGACUGGAUACUCUUUUGAGAAGCAAACAGUGGAUUUUGGUGGAUUUGAGAGUGGGAGUCCAAAGCUUAAAAUCAAAUAUGAGUCAGCCAAAGGACAAAGUCCCCUAAAAAGUGGAACAUUUGUACUGACCAUGCUGGUCUGUUAUAUAUGCAUUUUGACAGGAUGCUGAUGCAACAUGACUGGUCUUAUGCAACUGAUACAAAAUAGAGAGAAACAGAGUGGACAUAAACUGACUAGACACUGACAUCUCAAAAACACUAUAUAUUCUCUAUGGACUUUCCAAAAACCAACAAGUGCUGCUGAUGCAAUGUACCAUAUGUCUCCUUUGGUCAGUAAAACUGUAUGGACAACAGGGUGCACAUGUACUUCCUCUUAUGCUAAAAGUGUGCAUAUACAAAUUGUCAGUGCUCAUGUGUGCUAUAUCUUUUUGUGGUUAACAAGAUGUGUUAAUGUUAUUGUUGCAUUUAUUCACGGGAAUCAUAAUAUAUGCACUGCCUAAAUGUAGAUGCAUAUAACAUUAUAGCCUAUCGAAACAGUUGAAUUCAGUGUAUGAAUGUGCCUUUCCUGGCAUGAAAUAAAACCGAUGUUCACAGUCUA
Messenger RNA from Sebastes umbrosus (honeycomb rockfish), 4412 nucleotides. Its product is annotated as protein ABHD8-like. Gene Ontology annotation, molecular function: catalytic activity. NCBI's taxonomy places the organism in Eukaryota, Metazoa, Chordata, Actinopteri, Perciformes, Sebastidae. The coding region runs from base 976 to 2382 and encodes 468 amino acids. The transcript is spliced from 5 exons. The record is from RefSeq and is a predicted model, not a curated record.